AUAAUAACUCACUGUUCAUUCUUAUAAUAACAACAGUUUUUCCUCAACAGAGAAAAACUGUCUUUAUCUUAAGAAUUAACAAAAUAAAAACUUAAAAUAAAUGGCUCGUCAACUAUUUGUUGUAGCCCUCAUUUUUGUAGCCAUGAUCGGCAUGGUUAUCGCUCAAGUAGCCCCAUCUACAUCACCUAUAUCGUCACCGUUACUAGAAUCAGCACCAAAAGCAGCAACAUCAUCAUCAAUAGCACCAACAUCUUCUCCAACAAUUUCCCCUUUAGCUUCAUCUAUAACACCUUCAACUUCUAAUGAAGAAGAUAUUUCAGCUUCUCCAGCACAAGCUAGUGGCCCCAUUGAGCAAUACGCUUCUGGAGCCGCCCCUGUUAGUGACAGCUUUGCUCCCGGGGCCUCCCCAGCUGCCGACGAGGCUACUGGUGGUGCCUCGACUAUUCAAUUCUCACUUGUUGCUGCCACGGUCGCUGUUGUUGGCUUCUUUGCCUUCUAAUUGAGAUAGAUAUGCUUAUAGUUGAAGUCGUUAUUUUUGAGGAGUUAUCUUGAGACUUGUUUGUGUAGAAACUCAAAUUAUGUAACACUACAUGUUGUGUGCAUGUAUGAUUUAGUAUUACUGAUGAUUAGGUUAAAUUAGAUAUAUAAUGAGGAAAAAGUUGCAAUAGCCAUUUAUUAUUUUUCCACCA
Molecule: messenger RNA, 689 nt
Organism: Vicia villosa (hairy vetch)
Lineage: Eukaryota; Viridiplantae; Streptophyta; Magnoliopsida; Fabales; Fabaceae
Product: cell wall protein TIR4-like
Exons: 1
Coding region: 101-499 (132 amino acids)
Source: RefSeq, a predicted model, not a curated record